GAUGGAUAAGAAACACAGAACUACUGUGCUGUUUUACUCCGUAACAAGUACUCCAUUGAUGGUCGGGUACGCGGGCGGUCAUUCUUCCCUUAACUUUUCAAAAGCAGCGAAGAAUCCGUCUCUGUCUCUCCACAUAUUCUCGCAACCUUCCCUGAAAGGCUUUCAUGCCCUUCUCUCUCUGUCCGAUAGACUAAUCAGCCGUAGACACACUGCGGCAAGCCGAUCCAAAUAAUUUCCAUUUAUUACUUGGAGCUAGCACAGUCGCGGAAGCAAAAAGGGAAUUCGCUUAAACAGAAGUUCUUGUUCAGUCUAAACCUAUAGACAUCAUCUGGGAAUGUUAUCUAUGAUGAGGGUAAGUCGUGAUUUUGGCAAUACAAUGCAACAAGGUGUGGUGCGGCCUGUUUCAGCUGAUGUAGUAUUCCAUUCGAGCCGAUUUCCAAAUUACAAAAGAGGGGCUAAUAACAAGAUAAUUGAGUUGAUGGAGGACUCCAAAAUAGUCUUGAUGAAAGAGAUGGUUGGUCGAGAGACUUCUCUUUUGCUUGAUCAGGAAAAACGACUCUCAGUUCGUGACCUAGCUAGCAAAUUUGAGAAAGGACUGGCUGCUGCUGCCAAAUUAUCCGAUGAGGCACGGCUUAAAGGAUCAGCUUCACUUGAGAAACAUGUUCUUUUAAAGAAGCUCCGAGAUGCACUUGAAUCUCUGGGAGGGCGCGUUGCAGGUAGGAACAAGGAUGAUGUUGAGGAAGCUAUUUCCAUGGUUGAGGCUUUAGCAGUUCAGUUAACUGAAAGAGAAGGAGAAUUGAUUCAGGAAAAGGAAGAAGUUAAAAAGCUUGCAACUUUUCUUAAGCAGGCUUCGGAAGACGCUAAGAAACUUGUUAAUGAAGAAAGAGCUUUUGCCAGAGCUGAAAUUGAAAAUGCAAGAGCAGCUGUUCAGAGGGUUGAAGAAGCCCUUCAAGAGUUCGAACAAAUGUCCCGAGCCUCAGGAGGACAACAGGAUUUGCAAGAAUUGAUGAAGGAAGUUCAAGAAGCUAGGCGUAUCAAAAUGCUGCAUCAGCCUAGCAAGGUGAUGGAUAUGCAACAUGAGCUUCAGGCAUUGAGAGCUCAGCUUCAAGAAAAAUCUGAGCACUCACAAAAGCUUCAGAAGGAGCUGGCUCUGAGAAAGAGGGAAAACUGCAAUACAGAAACCUCGUAUGAAAUAUAUGGCAGUGAAGCACUGGGUUCAUUUUUACAAAUUCAGCCUUGUUCAAGUGAAGCUCUAGAUGUUUCAGAAUUUUCAAUUCAGUGGUAUCGCUUGGCAUCCGAAGGGGGAAGAAAAGAACCCAUUUCAGGGGCUACCAAGCCUUAUUAUGCACCAGAGCCAUUUGAUGUUGGGCGCAUCUUGCAAGCUGAUAUGAUAUUGGAGAACCAAAUAGUAACUUUGACAACCACUGGUCCUAUAGAUCCAGCUGCCGGACUUGGAAACUAUGUUGAAGCAUUGGUUCGAAGGCAUGAAACUGAAUUCAAUGUAGUUAUUGUUCAGAUGAAUGGUGUGGAUCAACCUGUUCAAUCAAUCCAUGCACUGCACAUUGGAAAGAUGAGAAUAAAACUUUGUAAAGGGAAGAUGAAUGUGGCAAAAGAAUAUUAUUCUACUUCAAUGCAGCUCUGUGGAGUUAGAGGUGGUGGGACUGCUGCUGCUCAGGCAGCUUUUUGGCAAGCAAAGUCUGGGAUUUCCUUUGUGAUGGUUUUUGAAACUGAGCGUGAACGAAAUGCUGCUAUUAUGCUGGCCAGACGGUUCGCUUAUGAUUGUAAUAUUACCCUUGCAGGGCCUGAUGAUAGAACUGCUGUGUGAACUCACCAAGGCUUCUUAGAAUGUGUAAAUUGUACUGAUAUCCUAAUGUUAUUUAUUUAUUUGUUAAGUUUUGCCCUAGGGUUUUGCUUCCCUUCUGUUCUUUUUUUCCAUUUCUUCUUAGCUCAGGCAUUCUUUUAUUUGCCUCAGUUUGUUAUUUAUUAUUUAUUUUGUUUUUACUUUUUUGUCCACUGGAUAAAUGUGGUUGUCAUUACUAUACAUGGGUUGUAACUUGUAACAAUCUGUAGUACAGUACUACAGUUGCUGGCGUGUCUUAUGUAAUGGUGUGAAAUGUGUGAUUAAGAUGAUCUUUUCCCACAUUGUGAGGGAUUUUAGAUGUUUUGAUUUGAUAAUAUAAAUGUACUGUAUAUUUGUAUGUAUGGAACUUGAACUAAUAUGGCAUGCAUCAACCUAUCAAAGC
This is a messenger RNA of Cuscuta europaea, 2243 nucleotides long. The record is from the annotation of a GenBank genome assembly. NCBI's taxonomy places the organism in Eukaryota, Viridiplantae, Streptophyta, Magnoliopsida, Solanales, Convolvulaceae.